CAGUAUUGUGGGCUUCAGCGGAUAAUAUGUGAUACGUGGGAGAAAGCACGUUUCAGAUAUAACUUUACUGUCCUCCUGUCUCCAGUCUAGAUCCGUUGAAUUUUAAAACCACGUUCAUGUCUUUGUCAACUCGACCAUGCUCUUUGUGAAUAUCGAAUGAUUUAAUAAAUAAGGGAAGUGUCUUUGGAAACGAAUGCAAGCCAUGCAAACGUUCUUAAGCCAUGUACUUAUUGAAGAGGUGACAUGAAAGCCCUUUCACCUGCGGAGUCCGCUUUAAACCUCAUCUGGAUUUAAGGUCUCCCAGAGUUAGGACACUAACCUACCUCAAAUACACUCACCUUCUACCCAUUGUGCUCUGUUAUAACCUUCCUUCAUCACAGAAGUAUCUCAGCGCUUACUGUUCCUCAGUUGUGCGAAACUGAUGCCUGUCUCCAGCAGGUGAGACUACUGUUUAUCAGAAGGAAAUCUUUGUGCCAUUUGCCUUCAGAUAAAAUCUGUCUGCAUGUUCUAGAGUUUUAUUAUUCAAAAAAUAAAUGUCGUUUAUUUGAUUGAGGUGGUGCCAUGCAGCAAGCAGCAGAGAGAUGCAGAGUUCGAGCCAGAAGGCCUGACAUGGCACUUUAUGUACCGAAAGCUCGAAGGGGUAUAGUGCUACUUAAGUCAGGUGAUGAGGAAAAAAGCUGUAGUCCACCUAACUCUGUGGUGAAGGAAGAACAAAAAGAAGAUGGUCUCUUCCAACAGGAGACCUUUAGAGACAAAUCUGAGACUCAGAGACUAAGCAUUAAUCCUGAUGGUAAGGAACAUAACCAUAGGGAAAGAAAGAAAUUUUCAACAAAAUUAAGAAAAGACACAUACCUUCAAGAAAGAAAGAAAGAUAGGAUUUGUGUUAAGAGAAGAACCACAGAAUCCAAAGAAGCAACAUCCCAAGGACAUCAGCAAAGUGUCCCAAAUCCUGGGAUGCUACCUAGUGCACCUUUACAAAGACACAUUAAACCAGAGAAGGAGGAGUGUUCGGAGGUUGAAACCGCAGAUGCAGUAGGAUGUGGGAAGUUGCUUCUAUCUCGGUCUUGUUCAGAAAUGAGUGAGGCCCAGGUUCCGAACAAACCAUUCCAGAAUGUGGAAUUCUGUGAGUUGAGUAGGCACGAAUUAAGUGGCAAAACAUUUGAAGGCAGAGACUUGGAAAGCAGAAUUGAAACUGAUGUCAAGGUUGUGGAGAUACUAUCCCAGUUUCCUGGAGUUUUAAAUUCUGUAUUGAAACCUGAGAGUAUGACCAUACCAGUAAAACUGAAUUCUGAUUCUGAAGCUGUACAAGAAAGCAUGCAAACAUCAGGUGGAAUGUUGAGUCUCAGCAGUGGAGUCACCACUGCCAUUUCUGUUCCUGGAAGUGCGGAUGGUGUCACUGAUCAAACUUGUGGAGACUUUGAAGCUGAGAUUGUUGGUGAAGUAGCCAACAGUACAGACAUCUUGGGUCAGAGAGAUACAGAUUCCAUUCCUGAGACUUUCGGUCACAUCUCUCAUAAAAUGACUAUAGUCAGCAAAUUAGAGAGUGUAAAUGGCAUUUUUGAUCCAACAGUGAUUAGAGAGUAUGAGAAGAAUGACAGCACUGCUGAUGACUUGUAUAUAAAGUAUGAACCUUCUGAUACAGCUCCCCUUGCUCAUGAAACAGAUACAGAUAAUGGGCCGAAGAGUGUAGGUGACCUUACCAAGAAGGCAUGUGAGGUGGACAUUACAGACGUCCCGUCUGAUCAGAUAACUGUGGGCAGCCCUUGUGUAGUUGCAGUUAGAACAGCCGAUGAGGCCUGUAGCAACAUGAGUAGUUUCUCAGAAUAUUUAGAAAUGAGUGCAGAUACAGGGCUUCUUCAUGUAGCUGGAAGUGGGAAGGACAUAGAAAAUUUCAGCAACCUGACUGCUUGCUCAGAUAUUUAUGCUGAGAGUAUUUCAUCUAGUUUCACAGAGUCAACAGGAAAGUUGAUAGAGAGCUUGUCAGAUUGUGCUUCCUCCUUACCUAUAAAGAAGAUUGCUGGUAGUAAUUGUAGCACUUUUUUGGACUCCGAACUCAGUAUGUUAAAUGGGACAAAAGUACUUUCAGACAGUGCCUUGGGCAAUGAUCUAGAUUGUACGGGUGAUAUAACAGAGGCAUUGCAUGAACUGAAAACUGCUGAAGAGUUCAAAACAAAAGAGGAAGAUAACUCAGAGGAUGUAGAAUUUGGUGUAUCCUUUCCUGAUGUGGAAUCUGUACCUAUGGAAACAUCAAUGGAACUGAAAGCAACGGCAGCUUCUCAUGUGGAGGGAAGUACUGCUACUGAGGACAGCUGGGAGUCUCUGUUCAAUGAUGAUGGUGACUGCCUAGACCCGCGUCUUCUACAAGAGCUAUCAGGGAAUAUGAAGAAUAGAGAAAGCAUCCAGGAACCUAGAUUUGAUUAUUACAACCAUGAAGUUUCUGAUAUUGACCUCAGUGAUUGUGAAUUUCCACAUGUCAUUGAAAUUUAUGACUUUCCACAAGAAUUUCGUACUGAAGACCUCCUGCGAGUUUUCUGCAGUUAUCAAAAGAAAGGAUUUGAUAUUAAAUGGGUGGAUGAUACACAUGCCCUAGGAGUAUUCUCCAGUCCAAUUACAGCUCGGGAUGCUCUGGGUAGUAAACAUACCAUGCUGAAAAUCCGGCCCUUGUCACAGGCCACAAGAGCAGCGAAGGCCAAAGCUAGAGCUUAUGCCGAGUUCCUCCAGCCAGCAAAGGAGCGUCCUGAGACUUCAGCAGCCCUAGCCAGAAGGUUAGUCAUCAGUGCCCUUGGGGUUCGAAGUAAACAGAGCAAAACAGAAAGGGAAGCAGAGCUCAAGAAACUGCAGGAAGCCCGAGAAAGAAAGCGACUGGAAGCCAAGCAACGGGAAGAUGUCUGGGAAGGCAGAGACCAGUCUGCAGUUUGAACAUCACUCAAGGAAAUGGAUAGUUCUAAGAAUUCAGAAAUUAUUUCCAUAGUCUUAGGAGGACCCUUCUAGAGUUCUGUGUACAUGCAGAAGUGCGUGUUAAUAAAAGAAAGAGAUAAAGCCAUCAGGGCGCGCACUGACUGGGUGUAGAAAGAGGAUGGACUCCUGUCCGUCUUUGCUUCUGACUGCAGUUGUUUGGAACUGCCUUACUAUUUUGGCAUAGAAGGGAGCCAUCAGCUAGGAAGCUGACUUGUGGCAACUCGGAUGUGACUUCCAAGAGUUCUCUGGGCGUGGCAAGUCCCAUUGUUGCCGUGGCUCGCGUGUCUAAGAUGUUUGAAGCAGAUACAAAACAGAGGAUUCAAACCUGCCACGAUGUGAGAUUCUGGCCCUGAAAAGGCAGGGUGCUCUUUCGGGCCUCACAGAGCCGAGGGGUGGCGGAGGGAACAAUUAGUAGAGAGAUGGAAGUACUUGGUGUUUGAAGUACUUGGUGCUCACAGAAUCCACACUGUCACUUCCAGAACUCCGGAGCUGGUGAGCUGCAGCAGCUGUAGGUGUUCCGGCUCCGGAGUGUGCACUGAGCCGGGCGCCCGGGGCUGCCCACUUCAGUGCCCUAGGAAGUACUGAAACAGCACUACCAUGUUGUGAGAGGGAGACAUUAAAGCUCAGUUUAUGACCU
Hyaena hyaena (striped hyena) is the source of this 3595-nucleotide messenger RNA. It is a transcript of the gene R3HCC1L, whose product is annotated as R3H domain and coiled-coil containing 1 like. The record is from RefSeq and is a predicted model, not a curated record. Bases 562 to 2919 code for a protein of 785 amino acids. The transcript has 8 exons. NCBI's taxonomy places the organism in Eukaryota, Metazoa, Chordata, Mammalia, Carnivora, Hyaenidae.